GAGAAAAAGAGUCAGGAAGUUAAUUCUGCGCAAGAAAACUUAAACGAAGACAUCUUAUUUUUCAAAGAGACAUGUGCCAGUACUGUCAUACAUGCAUUCCUCAUAGCUAUCUUUCGCAUCGAUGGACCUUUUGCAGCACGUGUGACUAAAGUGACAUACAUGUGGCUUGCGAUGAGUACAGUAGACAGGUAA
Messenger RNA from Loa loa (African eye worm), 192 nucleotides. RefSeq lists its product as hypothetical. The transcript is spliced from 2 exons. Lineage: Eukaryota; Metazoa; Nematoda; Chromadorea; Rhabditida; Onchocercidae. The record is from RefSeq and is a predicted model, not a curated record. The annotation marks the transcript as partial.